Messenger RNA from Drosophila busckii, 3065 nucleotides. It is a transcript of the gene mub, whose product is annotated as poly(rC)-binding protein 3. Gene Ontology annotation, biological process: regulation of gene expression; regulation of RNA metabolic process. Gene Ontology annotation, molecular function: mRNA binding. Gene Ontology annotation, cellular component: nucleus; cytoplasm. The record is from RefSeq and is a predicted model, not a curated record. NCBI's taxonomy places the organism in Eukaryota, Metazoa, Arthropoda, Insecta, Diptera, Drosophilidae.
GCAUAUUAAAUAUAUAUAGCAAAUAUAUUUACAAUUUAAAGACAAGCAGCAAGUAAUAAAAAACAACAAGGACCGCCAAAGACGGUCGAACAACAAAGAAAUAAAGAUCAGCCGAUAAAAGACAAAGCACACACAUAUACAUACACACACAUAUAUCUAUAUAUCUAUAACAAAAAGGCAAAUUUACAAUGGAGGACAAUAACACAAGCAGCAGUGCGAGCGGUGCGCCCAUCAAACUCGAGGAUCCAUCGGUGACACUCACAAUAAGGCUGAUUAUGCAAGGAAAGGAAGUUGGUAGUAUUAUUGGUAAAAAGGGUGAAAUUGUCAACAGAUUUCGUGAAGAGUCUGGUGCCAAAAUUAACAUUUCGGAUGGCUCGUGCCCGGAACGCAUUGUGACGGUGUCUGGCUCAACAAGCUCAAUCUUCUCGGCAUUUACGCUAAUUACAAAGAAAUUCGAAGAGUGGUGCUCGCAGUUCAAUGAUGUUGGCAAAGUUGGUAAAACUCAAAUUCCCAUACGAUUGAUUGUGCCCGCCAGUCAAUGUGGAUCGUUAAUUGGCAAGAGUGGCUCGAAGAUCAAGGAGAUACGCCAGACCACGGGCUGCUCCAUACAGGUGGCCAGUGAAAUGUUGCCAAACUCAACGGAGCGUGCGGUCACUUUGAGUGGCAGCGCCGAGCAAAUCACUCAAUGCAUCUAUCAGAUAUGUCUUGUCAUGUUGGAGUCUCCGCCACGUGGGGCAACCAUACCGUAUCGACCAAAGCCGCAGGUAACCGGGCCCGUUAUCUUGGCCAACGGACAAGCGUUCACCAUUCAAGGCAACUAUGCAGUGCCCACACAAGAGACCUGUCCAAUGUUUCCGCUGACUUUGGCUACCGGUGGUCUGCAUGCUGGUAUUUCUGGCCUAACGGAUCCUUUGUUAAAGGGAGCGCAUUUAACAGGAGCGCUGCCAGCUCACCACCAUCACCUACAGCAAUUGCCUGAUGUUGCAAAGAAUCCAUUGGCCAGCUUGGCUGCCUUGGGCCUGGCCGGCAUGACGCCAGCCAAUCCCGGCGGUAUCAAUCACACAGCUCUGGCUGCCUUGGCUGGCUCGCAACUGCGCACAGCCAAUGCGAAUCGUGCCCAGCAGCAGCAGCAUGAGAUGACCGUGUCGAAUGAUUUGAUUGGCUGCAUCAUUGGCAAGGGCGGCACCAAAAUCGCUGAAAUACGUCAGAUCUCCGGCGCCAUGAUACGCAUCUCCAACUGCGAGGAGCGCGAGGGCGGCAACACUGAUCGCACCAUCACCAUUAGCGGUAAUCCGGACUCGGUGGCAUUGGCCCAAUACUUAAUCAAUAUGAGCGUUGAGCUGCAGAAGGCAAAUCUACAGGAUCAAGCAGCGCAAAACGGCAACGGAGCUGCAAUUGCAGCAACUGCUGGCACUGCUGCCACCACAGCAACUAGUGUGGCAACAGCAGCCGCAGCAGCAGCAGCGGCAGCAGCCAGCAGCGUCGUCAAUGGCAGCAGCUGCUUGACUGCUGCACUCAACAGCAGCAGCAGCAGCAGCAACAACAACAGCAGCAAUAGCUCGGCCAGCAGCAAUAGCAGCAGCGCCAGCUACACAACCGUCAGCAAUGGCAGUCAGAGCAGCAGCAACAACAACAACAACAACAACAGCAGCAGCAACAACAACAAUGCAACAGCAGCAGCAGCUUUGAGUGGCAGUCCACUCGCCUCGGCGCUGCAACUGCUGACCAAGCCCGGAGCUCUUACCGCGCUCUCCAAUCUCAGCGCCUUGGAUCUGCUCAGCCUGACCACGUUGGGCAGCAAUGGCAGCAGCGCUGCCGGCGGCGGCGGUCCGCCCGUGCAGACCACAGGAGUCAAUCGUGCCAAGGGUCACUUUGCGACCUCGCGCUUCAGGCAGCACCAGACCGAGACUGGCGGCGAGCCUGAGAAGGCGCGCAACAAGUUUAAUCCCUACUAGGGGUAGGGGCCCAGGCGGCAACCAAAACACGUCGAUCAUCAUUUGAUUUUAGUCUAGUUAGUAGUAUACGCCCUCUCUCUCUCUAUCUCUCUCUCUAUUUUAGUUAUUAGCGUUGCGGCAGCUGCAGAGUUUGUGGAAUUCUUUAAGAAUGCGCAGCUCUGCGUAGUUUGUUUUUGAAUUUGAAUUGAAUAUUGUACAAGUAUUUGGAAAAGUGAAGACAAUUUUAUACAAAACUAUGCAACAGUAUAUCGAGUAUUAGUUGAUAGUUGUUGAGGCGAAUGAGUGAAGCAGCGAGUUAUUUGUCUGGACUGCCAGUUCUAAAGGGCAGCUAAGCUAAGCGUAUUGGAUUUAUCGAUCGAAUAUAUAUAUAUGAAAUCAGAAUACUAAACGGCCUAAGUGCGCCUAGUAUUUUACACUACAAAACUUUGACCAAGUGAAUUUCGAGCAUAAGGACCCCGGGAGCUGAAUAUAGUAGUUGUUGUUAGAACAUGUACUCCCCCCUCCCCCUCCCCCUCUUUAUAUACAUAUAUGCAUCAUAUAUAUAUAAUAUAGAAAUUGCCAAAUUUUUAGCGCAUUCUUAAACAGUCACUCAUUGUAACAUAGAUUAUAUCAUUUGCCCUUAUUAGAACCCAACUCCAAUUACCAAUUACCAUUUACAUAUUACGAUUAUAACUUUAGAUUGUAAGCACUAUUGUAAUUUAUAAACUUAGCCAUUAAGCCCAAAAAGUUAUCCCCCAAAUCCAUUUCCAUUUACCAUUUACCAUUACCUAAUCCAUUCACCAUUUGUAUGUCGAGUAUGUAAAUUAUACAAACUUCUUUAAGAAGUUUCAACAAAAUUCCAAUGCGUUGUCUGCCGAAAGAUUUUGGCGCAACGACUUUUAUGGACCAAUUCGCUCUAAUUGACGCAAUCUACGCAAUUGAGCGUACAAAAAGCUUAUAGUAGAAUGAAAAAUAUAUUACCAGAUGCUUAAAUAGUGAACAAAAGCAGCCAAUUGAAGGCAACAACAAGAGCUGAUAACAAAAGCAUAGCCAGCAAAUGAAAUAUGUUAAAACAUGAAAUGAAAGUUAUUAUGUAUUAGGACUUAAAGUCUUCAAUUGUUUAUAAAUCAU